This is a messenger RNA of Doryrhamphus excisus (bluestripe pipefish), 2790 nucleotides long. It is a transcript of the gene cpz, whose product is annotated as carboxypeptidase Z. The record is from RefSeq and is a predicted model, not a curated record. Gene Ontology annotation, biological process: peptide metabolic process; protein processing. Gene Ontology annotation, molecular function: zinc ion binding; protein binding; metallocarboxypeptidase activity. Lineage: Eukaryota; Metazoa; Chordata; Actinopteri; Syngnathiformes; Syngnathidae.
AAGCGCGGCACCAGAAAAGUUACUGCAGGGCUAAAUUGUCUUUUUUCUUCAUAGUGACGUUACUUUGUGAUCUUUCGAUGUCGGCUCUUCCUACCAUUGUGAGACUGGAACGUUAGCUGGGGUCAGAACGUUGUGAGACAAAUUAGACAGAUGAUAAUAAUUUCGCGAUAGUAAUAUUCCAAAUCAUGGCUAAGCUAGGGCUACUCCCGGCUGGCAUUGGUUGAGAGGCAAGCAGUGACGUGGAGGUGAGGUUUGUGGUUGGUGUGGCACUGGUUUUAAUUGCACUUAUACUUGAGCUACUUUCUCUCCACCCCCACCACACGCAUACACGCACACACAUACAUCAGUGCAGUGAAAUAUGAUCAGUGCAGCAGUUAAGACACAAGCUUGGAGUGGAACAACUCUUUUCGGUUGAGGGAUGCUCUGCACAAACACAAAGGAAGGGGGUUUCCAUGCACUGGGUGGUAAUUAUCAUCCCUUUUCGAGAAGACUAAGAAAUCUGCCACAUCACACACUAGUGUCAAGCAGUCUGCAGCGUAAAAACAUGCUUUUUGGACUUUUGGGGCUGUUUCUGGCUUUGACGAAAAGUUGUUUUUGCGCACCGCAACAAACCUGCCAUCCUGGAGACGAGUUUUUAGGAAGAUGCAGCAACAGUGUGCCUGAAGAAAAACCUACUUGCACGGAUCUGCACCUGAGCUACUGUCAUGAUGUAGGAUACUCUAGAACCAUAUUCCCCAACAUCCUUGGGCACCGGACUCGUUUUGAAGCGGAAUCAGGGGCAGAGUAUCUUCUCCUGAGUGUCAUCCACGGGCUCCUCAAUGGAGAGUGUUCCCCUGAAAUACGUCUCGUGGGCUGCUCGGUGCUUGCAUCGCCCUGUAAGGAUAACAAAAUGAUCAAGCCGUGUCGCAGCACAUGUGAGGCCCUGAGAAGGGACUGUUCUCACGCGUUGGAGGCCAUAGAAAUGGCCUGGCCUUACUUCCUGGACUGUGAUCGCUUCUUUGCAAGCGACCAAGAGGGCUGCUUUGACCCACUUGCGGCGCUGAAAGCCAGGCAGGAGCUAACGAGGUCCAGCCUUUCACCUGAAGAACCCAGCACCAUCAUCCAGUUCACAUACACGUCCAACACUCAGAUGUACAGCUUACUGAAGAGAACGGCGGCCAAGUGCUCUCACAUCGCUCAUGUUUACAGCAUUGGCCGUAGCACUGAGGGACGAGAUUUACUGGUGAUGGAGUUCACCAACAAUCCAGGACAGCAUGAACUGUUGGAGCCAGAAGUGAAGCUCAUAGGCAACAUGCACGGCAACGAAGUACUGGGCCGCCAGUUGCUCAUCUACCUGGCCCAAUACCUGUGUUCAGAGUACAACUUGGGGAACCAGCGAGUUCAAGCCCUCAUCAACACCACCCGCAUCCACAUCCUGGCCUCCAUGAACCCAGACGGCUACGAGCUGGCCGCCGCAGAGGUAGAGGAUAACAAUGACCCGGAGCUCAUCAACCAGGAAGGUCACUUACUGAACGGUUGGACAAAUGGUCGCACAAACGCCCAGAACAUUGACCUGAACCGCAACUUUCCUGACCUCACAUCUGUCUUCUACCGGAACCGUCGCAGCAGGCACUACCGCACUGACCACAUCCCGAUUCCCGAUGCCUAUUGGUUUGGGAAGGUGGCACCAGAGACCUUCGCAGUCAUGAAGUGGACCAGGUCACUCCCCUUCGUUCAGUCUGCCAGCCUCCAUGGAGGUGAACUGGUGGUCUCCUACCCCUUUGACUUCUCCAGACACCUUCACGAGGAGAAGAUGUUCUCACCCACGGCAGAUGAACGGGUGUUUAAGCAGUUGGCUCGUACGUAUGCCGAUGCCCAUGCCACCAUGUCAAAUAAUGACACAGACCGAUGCGGAGCCAACUUUUACCGGACUAAGGGCAUCAUCAACGGGGCACUGUGGUAUAGUUUUGCUGGAGGCAUGUCAGACUUCAACUACCUGCACACAAAUUGUCUGGAGAUCACCGUGGAGCUCGGCUGUGACAAAUUCCCCUCAGAGGCUGAACUUUACCCAGAAUGGAAGAGGAACAAGGAAGCUUUGCUCAGUUUUAUUGAGUCUGUCCAUCGGGGGAUUAAAGGAGUUGUAAAAGACGUUGACGGCAAUGGGAUCCAAGGUGCCACCAUUUCUGUCAGGGGGAUUCGUAAAGAUGUCACCACAGCUGAAAGUGGAGACUACUGGCGGCUGCUGAUCCCCGGGACUCACAUCCUGACAGCCACAGCUAAAGGUUACUCCAGGGUCAGCAAGCGGGUUUAUCUGCCUCACAACCUCAACAAGGCUGGACGUGUCGACUUUGUUUUGAAGAAGGUUCCAGUGGAACCGGAUAUUGACGACCACUUCUUCCCCACGACGGACACGUGGGAUCGAUUUGACCCUUACAAUCAGUUUGAGCGCUACAGCGAGCCAGAUGUAGAUGACGGCGGCAUCGAGCGGCAGGAGAAACCCUGGUGGUGGAGCUACUUCUCCCAGUCUGGUAUCUCACCUCCAAACUGGCUCUUGCGAAAUGUCUGAAUUCACUUGAGGACAGAACAAACGUCACACUGCAAAGGGGGGCACAUUCUAUGGAUGCAUCAUUUUUCAUAUACACGUUACAAAUUUUACUGUCUACUAGUUACUGUCUGUUCUGUUUUUCUAUUUUAUCCCCAGAGGACAAUAAAGUAUUUUCUGGAAGUUUUACAAUAUUGAGCACAACUCCGAAACUCUAUUUUGUUACUAAUGAAGAACAGAUACGCUACAAUUGUUUUAUAUGUCGAAUA